CUGUACAAAAUUUAUCAUAAAAAUUAGUAAGUGCGUCUGCGCUUUGCAUUUUUUUUCUAGGGAAUAUGGGUUUUUAAGUCAAUAAAUCUGGUAGUGGUACACCUACACAUAUAAAUAACAAAAAUAACAUAACCUCUUCUAGUAUUUACUUUUUUGAUUUUUCAUUAUUUCAUAUUAUUAUCUAUUGUGCUACUACUGGUAAUUGUAAUGAACCGAAAUCUAAUCGCUAGCUCGGCACUUGCCGCAAGUGUCAUUGUCAUUAUGUCUUGUCUUCUAACAAAAAGGCGUAAUAAACGUACUCGAAUUUGGAGCAGGAACUGGCUGCAAAGGCGAAACGAGGGUCGUGAUGUUUUAAACAUGCUAAAUACAGAACUUUUACCCGAGGAUCCAAAUGCAUAUACAAACUUUCUGAGAUUAACUAACGAUCAGUUCGAAUAUUUGCUGUCGUUGAUAUCAAAUGAAAUAUGCAAACAAGAUACACUAAUGCGAGAAUGCAUCCCUUCCAGAAGCAAAUUAGAAGUUACCUUGCGAUUCCUAGCAACAGGCGAGACAUACCGAUCCCUUAUGUACACCACUAGGAUACAUGAAACUACGAUAAGCCGCUUUAUACCUGAAGUGUGCCAAGCCAUAGUCUUGAAAUUAAAACCAAUCUAUUUAAAAGCACCAAGAACAGCAGAAGAAUGGAAAAAAAUUUCUCAAGAUUUUGAUCAAUUAUGGCAAUUUCCUCAUUGCGUGGGAGCUCUUGAUGGUCGCCACAUCACUUUUAGGGCACCCAUAUCUGCUGGCUCGUAUUAUUACAACUACAAAGGUGCAAAUAGCAUUGUGUUAUUAGCAUUAGCCGCUGCCAACUACAAGUUCAUUUACGCAAAUAUAGGUGUCAAUGGACGAAUUAGUGAUGGGGGUGUUUUUCAGAAUAGUAGCUUGUCAAGGGCACUACAAGACAAUUCUUUGAGUCUACCAGCCCCAGAGGUAUUACCAGGAAUGACAGAAGCUUUACCGUAUGUUAUUGUUGCCGAUGAUGCCUUUCCGCUGUCAAAGAACCUAUUGAAACCCUAUCCAGAUCGUGGACUCGGCAAUGAUAGCAGAAUUUUUAAUUAUCGGUUAUCCCGUGCUCGGAGAAUAAUAGAGAAUUCCUUUGGAAUUCUUGCAAACCGAUUUCGUCUUCUGUUAAAUCCAGUUAAUUUAGAUGCAGAAAAAGUAGAGUUGAUUACACUCACUUGUGUAGUGUUACACAAUUUUCUCGCAACAGACAAUGCACAAUCAUAUAUUGAACUUGAAGAAUUUAAUGAAAACUUGCCGAAAAUAAAUCGACAAUGUGGUAACCGGACAUCUAUUGCAGCAAGAGAUAUUCGUGAUCAUUUUAGAAGUUAUUUUAAUUCUUCACCAGGUUCGGUGCCCUGGCAACAAAAUGCAAUAAACAAUUUUAAUUUGUGAAAUUCGUUUUUAUUUUACAUAUGCCUAUUAU
Messenger RNA from Photinus pyralis (common eastern firefly), 1465 nucleotides. Its product is annotated as protein ALP1-like. The transcript has 3 exons. The record is from RefSeq and is a predicted model, not a curated record. Bases 208 to 1434 code for a protein of 408 amino acids. NCBI's taxonomy places the organism in Eukaryota, Metazoa, Arthropoda, Insecta, Coleoptera, Lampyridae.